Oreochromis niloticus (Nile tilapia) is the source of this 3238-nucleotide messenger RNA. Its product is annotated as adhesion G-protein coupled receptor G1. NCBI's taxonomy places the organism in Eukaryota, Metazoa, Chordata, Actinopteri, Cichliformes, Cichlidae. Bases 1716 to 3140 code for a protein of 474 amino acids. The record is from RefSeq and is a predicted model, not a curated record. The transcript is spliced from 12 exons. Gene Ontology annotation, cellular component: plasma membrane. Gene Ontology annotation, biological process: adenylate cyclase-activating G protein-coupled receptor signaling pathway; cell surface receptor signaling pathway. Gene Ontology annotation, molecular function: G protein-coupled receptor activity.
UUUCUGUGAAAAUUUAGAGCAAAAGCUUCAAAGUAUUUGAUCAUUGUGAUAGCACUGGAAAAAAACUGCCUGAUGUGAGUCAUUUCCUCAUCUGAGCUGUGAACCACAGGUCUGUUAAAGCAUGUGAUAUAUGUAGAUGUGAAACUCCCAUUUGAUCUCAUUCAGCAAACAUCAGCCAGGCAGAAAAAUACCCUGUGGACCUCUUACAGCAAAUCUAUAUCUGUCGAUGAGUGAGACGCAAUGUGGAUUAUACUUUUUAUCACAACAACCCUCUGUUUUUCUAUGUCCCGAGCUGGUGACUUCUGUGAAAAUGUUCUUGAUGAAUGCCGAAAAAGUGAAUCAUGGAUAGGUGGCUGCUUUUCAGUGUUUUUACAUGGCUUCAUCAUCAAAUAGUACUUGUUAGAGUGUUCGUAUACAGCCUCUAACAUAUAAAUCACACACUGAUAGUUGUAUGCUGAGAGCAAGACCAGUCUUACUUGAGAGGACAACGGAGGAUUGAUUCACAGUUCAAAUACAUUAACUAGAAGAACACAGUGUAACACUUUGGAGUAACCAUAAUUUUGUAUUAUUGUUUAAGUGUAUUGUGCAAGCUGGUGUUUGUUAAACUUGUUACAUACUUGAUUCAUCUAGAAACAUUAUUUGGAUGACAAUUCUAACGUUUUAGCUGAUAUUCAUAUUUCUUGAUUUAAAGAGCUCAGACGUAGGCAGAAGUGCUGGAGAUGGCGUAAUAAGACUGCGAACCUCUGUGUCCGCUUUCUCUCACUGUUGACUUUUGUCUCUACUUGUCUUUUUUACUGUACUUUUUAUAUUUCUUUCUUAUUUUUCUUUUUGGCUUUUGUUAGCUGCUUGGAUAGAUUUAGGCAGCUAAAAGUAUUCAGUUAAGUUUAGUAAAAAACUGUGGACCGGGUUAAAAUACCACAACUUAUGCCUUGUCUUAUAGUUUCUGCAGCUCAUGCAUCAAAGUACCAGGUGCAGUAACACUGCGGUCUCUGGCAUGGCAGCAGCUUUGUCUGAAUUUCUCACAUUGUUUUGCUGUGAAAGACAUCCGGCUCAUAAUAUUUAAAAAUGUUCUAUGUACCAAUGUCUUCAAAAUCUAAUAACCAUAGCUUUUUUGGCAUUUAAAUAUAUUUAUGUUUAUCAAACUAUUAGGGUUCUUAUUUAUUAGUAAUAGUUAGAUGUAAGUCAAGAUUAGUUGGUAAAGUUUAGGAAAAGAAUGUAGUUUAGUCACUAGUUUGGGUUAAAAUAAGCCAGUUUACUUUGAAAACAAACCGGUUAGACAGUGCAUUCAAAUGUUACGCUGAGGGUUCAAGGCUAAAUGUUUAUGUAAAACAAGAUUUUAUAAUCGUUGAUGCCAAAGAUAUCAGUGUCACAUUUUGAGAUGCCAAAAGACUUAACAAAGCUGUAGAAUUUGAUAUAUGAUAAUAUGGACAUUAUUAUUAAAUUAUUGUCAGAAAUUUAAAUUAAAGCAAGUACAAGAGAAUUUGUUUUUGUUCAACUCAAGUUCUUGCAGUUUCAUUUUUUCUCCUUUAAAUGUAUAGCCAUGAACAAAUGAAAUAAUCAAAUAGCAGAGAAAGGUCCACUAUGAAAUAAUUGAUCUUGCUUCUGAUCUCUUUCCAUGAGUUUGUCAUUUUCAUCCUCAGUUAUAUCCCUGUUUGCAUGUUUAUAUUUCUGAACUAUGUUAAAUAUCUGUUGGUAGUUGUUAUGAGGAUCGAAUUAUGACCUGCAAAGCAGGCCGCUUCAUGACAGGCAUCAAACAACUCAAAGUAGACUCGCUUCAAGAGGUUGAUGUGAGUCUUACAUUUGAACAUAGAGUUCACAUCCCAUCAUCAGCUCUACAAGAAAGUAUAGGAAAUGUGUCUGAGGUGGAGGUCUUGGUGGUGGCCUCUGUAAUUAACAGCAGUCAUUUUAAGCUGAGUCGUCCCGAAAGAAGUAGGAUACAACAAAUUCAAGUGUUUAGGGACUCAGUCGUAUGUGUGCGGGCAGGAAACCGUGCAGUCGAGAAUCUCUCACAACCCAUCACGUUAACCUUUAAACACAACAAAGAGGUUGAAAGUGGAACUUGCGUAUUUUGGCAGGAAACAUCAGCAGAGGAUGGAACAGGUUACUGGAGCGGUCAAGGCUGUGAAACAAAUUACACGGCACAUGAAUUUAUUUGCAGCUGCAAACGUCAGAGAUUCUUUGCUGUGCUUGUGAAUCCAGGAAUAUCGGUGACAAAAGCUCAUGCUGACAAGCUAAACUACAUCACUUACAUUGGAUCAGGACUCUCCGCCCCCUUCGCAUUGAUCAGUUUGUUCAUCUAUAUUUAUCUACAUCGGCGGCAUCCUGAGAAAUCCAUAAGUCUGCACAUGCAGCUAACAGUGGCGAUGUUCUGCCUCCAUCUCACCUUCCUGCUGUCCAGUCUCCUGGCCCAACUACUGAAGGAAAAAGAGGACAGCUCAUCUUGCCUGGUACUGGGUCUGGUUUUACACUGGUCCCUGCUGGCCACCCUGACCUGGAGUGCUCUGGAGGGGUUCCACCUCUACCUUCUGCUCAUCCGGGUCUUUAACAUCUAUGUGAGGAGGUACCUGCUCAAACUCAGCCUGAUUGGAUGGGGUUUUCCUACAGUGGUUGCAGCUGUUUGUGGGAUUUCACGUGUUUAUGGCAAAUACACUCUGAAUUACAGUGACAGCAAUUUAACACAACACAUGUGCUGGAUAAGUGACAAGUCUGAACAAAAGCUCCUCAUAGUCAGCCACAUCACUACCGUGGCCUUUCCUUUCUUCGUGGUUGUGUUCAAUGCCUGCAUGCUGGGGCUGGUGGUGUUUAAGAUUUGGGAUCUAAGAAGAGGUGAUAGAAACUUUGGAAGCAGCAGUGACUGGAAGAAGAUAAACAAAGAGAAAAGAAAGAGGUUAUGGAAGGACUGUGUCACAGUGCUGGGCCUCAGCUGUGUGCUGGGGUUACCUUGGGGGUUAGCCAGCACUACAUACGUUUCACUGGGAGGGAUCUACAUAUUCACCGUAUUGAACUCCCUUCAAGGUUUAUUUAUUUUCCUGUGGUCUGUGGCUUUGGCCUGGUCAAACUCUCGAACUGCAAAUAACUCAUCAAUCAGAGACUCUUCCUCUCAGAAAAUGAUGACUACUAGUUUCAACAGCAAAAACUGAAAAGACAAAUGCAUUAUCCAUGACCUAUAUUAGGUGUUGCGCUUCUAUUUAUAUGUAGUUCAGUAUAACUAACAAUUAAAAAUAUAUACACAUUUAAA